AUGGGAGCAUUAUAUAAAUGUUAAACCAAUUAUUAAUGCUCAGAGAGUUUGAUUGAUUUGAUUAUAAGUAGUGGGAUUCUGUAUUAUUUUAUAAUGAAAGCUAAACUCAUGUUUGAGAGGAAUAAUGGGAUUUUAUUAUUAAUUGAUCAAGCAUUGUGCGCAAUGAGCAUAUUUUAGAUGAUGCUCCAAGUGUUGUACUUUAUGUUUGCAAAAUCCAGCAUUUGGCUAAUCAGCUUAAGAUCCAUAGGAUUGGUGUUAGAAUUAUUAAUAUGCAUAAUAUUAAUAAGUGUAAUUUUGGAAAAGGAAAAACAUGAGCAACUUUUUAAUGCAGGGCGUUUGGGAUUGUUCUUGAUUGGACUAGAGUGUGUAUAUUAUUGUGGAAAAACAACAAGUUAUCAGUGCAAUGAGAUCUCGAACCUGUUUAUGUCUUUCAUUGGUUUGAUGUUGUCAAUCGUAGCAUUUGUCUUUGGAUUUUAGUGCGUUCAUUAGUUGCAUCAAUACAAGGAGUACUUAUUGGAUAACAAAAACGAUUCCUUUGCCCAUCAACUGCUUAAAUUAGAAACCCGCAUAAUCCAGAUCAAAAUAUUAAAACUGAGUGGCUUGGUGUAAUUUGGAGUCCAAUUCUGUUGGGAUUCCUUAGCAUACUUCCUAUCCUCCACCACAAUAGAGUGCACUCGUUACUUCAUACCCACAACCAUGUUAACAGUUUUAAUAUAUUCCUUAUUGAAAUUGAUAUCAUUGAUAACACUCCCAGUUGCUGUUUUCUUGGUGUGUUAUGAAUGCAACAAAGAGUACUUUGGAAUCAAUCAUAAUAUUUGGAACUUUUCAAGAAGUCACAGAUCAUUAAAAGUGUUGCCAGAUCACGAACAAUUGAAUUACGUAGAAAUGUCCGAAAUUAAAUGA
This is a messenger RNA of Paramecium tetraurelia, 903 nucleotides long. RefSeq lists its product as uncharacterized. The record is from RefSeq and is a predicted model, not a curated record. The transcript is spliced from 6 exons. Lineage: Eukaryota; Ciliophora; Oligohymenophorea; Peniculida; Parameciidae.